ACCCGACCCCCCGCACCGCCACCCGGCCCCCGAGCCCCCGCGCCGCCGCACCAUGGAGGCGGUGGCAGCAGACGGCGGCCGCCGAGGGACACAAAGAACGACGAGGCGGCGGCGGGCAGCGAGGAGAGGCCCAAUGGCGGUAGUGGCAGCGACAGGGCCCGGACCCGGUGGCGGCUGCGGCGGCGGCGAUGGUAGUAAAGGGACUCCCCGGUACAGCCUGCUGGCCGAGAUAGGCCGCGGGGCCUACGGCGUGGUGUACGAGGCGGUGUCGGGCCGCAGCGGCGCCCGUUUGGCGGUGAAAAGGAUCCGUUGCGACGCCCCCGAGAACGUGGAGCUGGCGCUGGCCGAGUUCUGGGCCCUGACCAGCCUCCGGCGGCAGCAUCCCAACGUGGUGCGCUUCGAGGAGUGCGUCCUGCAGCGGCACGGCCUGGGGCAGCGCAUGAGCCACGGCAACAAGCGCAGCCAGCUCUACCUGCGCCUCGUCGAGACCUCCCUCAAAGGCGAGAGGGUGCUGGGCUACGCCGAGGAGCCUUGCUACCUGUGGUUCGUGAUGGAGUUCUGCGAGGGAGGAGACCUCAACCGCUACGUGCUGUCCCGCAGGCCUGACCCGGCCACCAACAAGAGCUUCAUGCUGCAGCUGACCAGUGCCAUCGCCUUCCUGCACAAGAACCACAUCGUGCACAGGGACCUGAAGCCAGACAACAUCCUGAUCACCGAGAAGUCAGGCAGCCCCGUGCUGAAGGUGGCCGACUUCGGGCUCAGCAAGGUGUGCGCGGGCCUGACGGCACGGGGCAAGGAGGGAGCCCAGGAGAGCAAGAACAUCAACGUCAACAAGUACUGGCUCUCCUCUGCCUGUGGCUCCGACUUCUACAUGGCCCCCGAGGUCUGGGAAGGGCACUACACUGCCAAGGCUGACAUCUUCGCCCUGGGCAUCAUCAUCUGGGCCAUGAUCGAGAGGAUCACCUUCAUCGACGCCGAGACCAAGAAGGAGCUGCUGGGGACCUACAUCAAGCAGGGGACUGAGAUUGUGCCAGUCGGGGAAGCGCUGCUAGAGAACCCAAAGAUGGAGCUGCACAUCCCUCAGAAGCGCAGGACUUCCAUGUCUGAGGGCAUCAAGCAGCUCCUGAAGGACAUGUUGGCUGCUAACCCCCAGGACCGACCCGAUGCCUUCGAGCUUGAAACCAGGAUGGACCAGGUUACUUGUGCUGCUUAAAUUCAGGGCAGGGGCACUGCUGUGCUCUGCAGCUGGGUGAGUGAGCCACAGCUCUUUUAUUUCCUACUCUUCUGGGCUGCUCUAGCAGCGUUUUGUAGGGACACAAAGGAGUCCUUUAUGUUCCUGGAGCUGUUUCUAGAGUGACUCAUCAGAGCGUUGCUUCUGAGUGGUUUUUCCACCUAUUCUACUGCAAAAAAAAAAACAAACCAAAGAAAGAACUAGAGGUGGGAAAGUGAAGCAGCUGCACAUGUCCUGCUGCUGCCCAAAAGCCCAGGAGAGCAGGCAAGGCUGGGCCAGGUGCCUUGUUCCCUCAGGCUUGGGCAGCAGCCUUGCUGCUCAGAGGUCCUGGCCAGUGGUUGAGGUGAGGCAGUGCAGCUCUGGGGAUGUUUCUGCCCCAGGAGCAGGGAAUUUGCUGCCAGUUCUGCCACCUCUGCUGUGGCAGAUCAGUUCCUGUGGGCAGCCUGUUCUAGCAAGAGGUGUCCCUGCCUGUGGCAGGGGAGUUGGAUCAUAAAGGUCCCUUCCAAUCCAAACCACUCUAUGAACCUGCAUCAGUGCUGGCAGCAGCUGUGCCUGUGCUCUUGGGCAGGACACCUCGGGGCUGCCUCAGCAAAAAGCUGUUCCCUUUGCCUUCACCUGUGGGGCUCUGUGGGGCUGUCUGGUUUCGUUUCCUUGCUCACAGGCAGCACUUCCCUUUGGUGUGACCUCUGGUUGCCCGGGGAUGGGAUGCUUUGGUCUCCAGCAUCAGGGUUUGUGUGGACUUAUUGCCUGCUCAGGAAGGAAACUUCCAAAACAGCCCUGCUCAGGCUGAGCUCCCUUCAGAUUCCACUUUCUGCUCCUCUCUGCUUGCCUUCUAAAGAGUCUUAAGCUCAGAGGUCCUGCUCCUGAGGCUUGGGUGGUCACACAUGGGUUGGAAGGACCACCAGGGACAGGAGGGGAGCUGGUGGUGCCACUGCCCAGUGUCACUGAAGGGCUAGGAGGUGUUGCCUGCCUGGCAGAGCUGUCUGUAAGCAGGAGCUGUUAGCAGGGCUUGGCCUGGCCAAAGGCUUCAGUGAAACAGAAAUUGCAGAUGGUGGGGGGUGAGGCUGGCAUCUUCCCAGCCCAGGUUCCUUAAAGCUCCUGCAGAGCUUCCUCUGACCACUGCUGGUCACAGGAGACCUCUGAGAGCCUGCCCAUGUCCGGUGCUGGCACUGCAGCUCCCAGCCCUUCCCUCGCCCUGAAGCCUCCGGAUCCUGCUGGACCAGAGCAGAGAGCAAAGUGAUGAUGAUGGAACAGCUGCCCUGGCCUUCAGCCUCAGAGGGGAUGGCUGCAUGCCUGGCCUGCUCCUAGGAGGUGUGGCCUCCCCCAAGGUGGGGACACUGGGCAAGUUUUGCUACAACCCCCUCACUGCUGCCCACUUUGAGGUGCUGCUGGAGUGUCCUCAGCGAGGGGACCUCUCUGUGUGCCCCGGCUAAGCUUUCUGUUCUUUCCAAAGGGGUAGGGCUGUAGGAAUGGGAAAUGCCAGGGGAUGAGUCUAGUUCUGUCCCUGCUGGCUUGUCCAGACCACUCCACAGCCCCAUCCAUCCCUCUGCAUCCCAACACAAAGCACUGAACACGCUGAAGAUCUCCAGCUCCGGCACUGAUGCAACUGCUGCUGCCUGGGGCUAGGGCUUGGGGCUGCUCCCAGUACAAGUGUGGGAUAUUAGGGUGGGGGGAGGGAGUGAAUCUGCACUCGAGAUGGGUGUGAUCAAGUCCUGGGGCACUCAAGAGCUCAGGUCACCCCACCUUGUGCCGCAGGGCGAGGUGUGGGGCUGCUGCUGGUGGUGCCAGGGGUCAGCUGGGGAUUUGCCGCUGCCAUCUGCAAAGGCUCAGUUAUGCAACCGGCCCCUGCCCUGCGGCAGAAUUCAUCCUGUGCAGAGCUGCAGAAUAGUACAUGCAGGGCUGACAGACACCGAGGGGACAGUCCUACCCCAGGGCUGUUUGCAUAAACCUCAGCUGCCUCCUGCACCAUCACCACCAUCCUCCUCCUCCUCCUCCACCCGCGCGGCCGCAGCCAUCAUCGGCGCCGUCGUCAUCGGCUCCGUCAUGCCACAGCUGCAGCAGAGAUGGAUGCCCUUAUGUAACAGCCUGGCACACGUAGCCUGGCACGCACAAGAGCCCAGCACUCUGCCCAUGCGUCCAGCACAGCCUCAGAGCUGCCAGGGGAACCUUCUUGAUGGUGCAGCAGAGGCUCUGGGGAGCCACCCGCUGGGGUUCUCGGGUGCCGCCGCUCCGGUGGGGCGUUGGUGUGUUUGGAGCAGGCUGUUUCUGGCUGUUCCUAAAGGCAAACCUCAAAUUAGAAACCUUCUUGAGAAGCUUAAAAUGGGAUUUAGAGCAGGGCCUGGAGCCUGCUCUCAGGUAAUUUAAGUUGACCGAGAAACUCAAGUAACCUCCCCUGACUUCACUGCGUGGCUCGGGCAGCUGCUGGCUCAUGCUGUGGGUGAGUUCUGCCUCUCCAGCACAGCUUCAGGCCCUGCUCAGCCUUGCUUUGUGUCAGCACCUGGGAAACUGUCACCUCCCUGAUCCUGGCAAUCAGAUUUUUUUGGCUCAUGCCUCAGUGUGCCACUGACCUCUUCUGAUUUCCCUUCCUGUGCCCGUCUGCUCCAGGUGCAGUCAGCAGGCUUCAUGCUCCCUUACCCUCCCACAGCUCAGGUGGGAACUGGCACUUCUCAGCCAGGAAGCUCUUUCUGGCUUGGUUUCUGCUGGACACCAAGAAAUAGAAUUGGUUUGGGUUGGAAAAGCCCUCUAAGAUCAUCAGAUCCAACCAUCAACCCAACCCCACCGUGGCCAUCGAGCCUUGUCCCCAGGUGGCCAUGGCCACACACUGCUUGAACACCUCCAGGGGUGCUGAGUCCACCUCCACGUCCUUAGCUUCCCCUUCCCCUCACCCCCAGUGCUGCUGGUGGCCCCAGGGUGGUAGAGCCAGCAUCUCCCAGGUCUUCUCUCCCCCCCAGUGCUGUGCUUCCCUGUCUUCUGCUCUGCAGCCCGAGGUGGCAGCUCCCCCGAGCAUGCCCCUGGGGCACAGAGGACAGAAGCCUUCCCAGGACAGUUAGAGACUGGCUGAGGGGUGCUGGGAGCUGCUGGGCUAUCUGGAUUGCUGUGGGGUGGCUCAGCACUGGGCACCCUCUACCAUCUUCUCCCUUCUGGAAGGUUUGGGCCUCUCUCCUCUUUCUCUGUGCUCUGAACAUCUUUUUCCUUGUCUAGCUCCCCCCUCAGAAUUACCCAGGGCAGGUGAGGGGUCCCCAGUGGGACCCUCUGAAGUUGGGGUUUUGAGCAGUGUGGGUUGAGUGAGGCACAGCAAGUUCCUGUGGCUGGUUGCUGUCUGCUGCUGUCACAGAACUGUUUUGGCUGGAAGUGGCCUCGAAGAUCCUGGAGUCUAAACUUUAACCCCAGCACUGCCAAGGCACCACCAGACCAUGGCCCUCAGCACCACAGCUCCAGGGCUUUCAGACCCCUCCAGGGAUGGGGGCAGCUUGGGACAGGCCUUGACAACCCUUCUGGGGAAGAAAAUUGUUCCUCAUGUCCAAUCUAAGCCUCUCCUGGGGCAAUUUGAGGCUGUUCCCUCUUGUCUGCUGCUUGUUUCUUGGGAGAAGUGACUUAUCCUCACCUCACUCCAGCUUUUCAUGGAGCUGUAGAGAGCCAGAAGCUAACCUGAGCACAGAAGGGAGGGGAGUGAGUGGCAACACCAACGGUUAGACAGGAGGUGAUGCAGGAGCUCAGCCUGCAGUGGCUCUGGGAGGUCCCUCCCUGUGGUGCUUUCACCCUGCAUCAAGCAGAAGGUCUGAGUUGGAGAUGAGUGCUCGAGGUGAAGAUCAGGACUGUGUGGAGCAGGAUGCAGCAUCCCUUGGGUGCCUUCAGCCCAGCUGGGUUCACUCCAGCACCACUUCCCUCUCCCUCCAGCUGCAGCUCUUUGCCUUCUCUCUCCUCUUUGCGUUUCAAAGCACAGCAGGAGCUGCUGCUGACCAGGUUCAUCUUUCUUCCCUCUCUGGUGGUGUCUGUCCCCAACAGGAGCUCUCUGCUGUGCCCAGCUGCUCCCCAGCACCACCAGCAAACUGCUGCCCUGGGGAGGCUGGGAUCAGCAGCGCUCCUGCUGGUCAGCACUGACCUCACCUGGGGAGAAGCAAAGUCACCAGGUUGAGCUGGAUCACCUCACCUCUGGCCAGUGCUGGCUUGCUCUCUGUCCCCUCAAUCUCCCUGCUAGAGGAAGCUGCUGUGGUUGGACUCCAGGAAGCUCCCCAGGAGUGCGUCACAAGUGCAAAGCAUGAGGAAGCAGCUCUGUGCCCCCUCCCCUUCUGCCACAUGGGUGACUAAUGGGAUUAGCAGGAGUUGCUGCUGGCUUCUCUCUCCCAGCACACCUCACAGAAUUACUUUGGUUGGAGAAGACCUCCAGGCUCACCAAACCCAACCAUCAGUCUAAGCCCACCGUGGCCAUUGCCACCUCCCAGCUCUGCCAUCGCCCACACGUUGGUGCCCUCUUCCUUAGGGCUGCCUGAGGGCUCCACGAGCUGCUGCCUGAUAUCCUGCUGAUGCCAUGGGAACGUUGGAGCUGAUUAAAACUCUUAAGUGGCAUCUGCAGGGGGAUUAGAAGCCCUUGACCAAGCCCCUGGGUCAACGUGCGUCAAUGGAGUGAGCUCUCCUGGCUCAGAGCUGUGAGCCUUGGGGCUGCUCAAGCUGAGCUCCUUCCCUCAAACUGCUCCUGCUCCAUGGAAGCAGGGCCAGAAAUGAUGCCCUGCUUCUUAAUGCAGCUGCACCCCAGCAGAAAGCUUCCAGAAGGUUCCUUGCAUGCUUGCUGCUCAUCUCUGGGUGCCUCCUUCCCAAACAGAAAGGCUUUUUCCUCUGACUGCAGCUGGCAAAGGUGGCAGCUCCUGGCUAACCUCCUCUCAGAAGCAGUGUGCCUGUGGCCCUGGCCUCUGCCCUGAGCUGCAAAGACAGAGCCAGCCUCAUCCCUGGGGAAGGAGCUCCUGGGAUUUUCUGGAGCUGAGGGCUUUGGGUGAUUUGCUGGGCAGUGGCAGCUUUUCCUCAGCAGGUCUCUCCUGCAGGCAGUGUCUCUGCAGAGCCUCUCCCUCGUCCCUGGCUGGAUCUGCCCCUGCUGAAGGUGGGGAGGGAGCUAAGGCCAUGCCCUCCACCCCUUUUUUUCCCAUGUAACUGAGCUCAGAGCUUGGGGGGAUUUUCAGCUGGCAGAAAAUUGCCAGUGGUGCACAGCAGGAGGGGUGGUGGAGUGGAACCUGCCUGGGUUGGAGGUCUGUGCAUGUUUCAGUGAGCUCCAGCCCUGUCCCCGCUGCAGGAAGCCCCUCGAGGUGCCAGCAGACAGCUGAGGGCAGAAGGGAGACCUUAGGGA
Pogoniulus pusillus (Red-fronted tinkerbird) is the source of this 6566-nucleotide messenger RNA. RefSeq names its product serine/threonine kinase 35 (gene STK35). NCBI's taxonomy places the organism in Eukaryota, Metazoa, Chordata, Aves, Piciformes, Lybiidae. Gene Ontology annotation, cellular component: nucleus; cytoplasm. The transcript is spliced from 2 exons. Bases 53 to 1213 code for a protein of 386 amino acids. Gene Ontology annotation, biological process: protein phosphorylation. The record is from RefSeq and is a predicted model, not a curated record. Gene Ontology annotation, molecular function: ATP binding; protein kinase activity.